This is a messenger RNA of Caenorhabditis elegans, 933 nucleotides long. It is a transcript of the gene srsx-21, whose product is annotated as G-protein coupled receptors family 1 profile domain-containing protein. The transcript is spliced from 7 exons. NCBI's taxonomy places the organism in Eukaryota, Metazoa, Nematoda, Chromadorea, Rhabditida, Rhabditidae. Gene Ontology annotation, biological process: signal transduction; G protein-coupled receptor signaling pathway. Gene Ontology annotation, cellular component: membrane. The record is from RefSeq and is marked reviewed. Gene Ontology annotation, molecular function: G protein-coupled receptor activity. The coding region runs from base 1 to 933 and encodes 310 amino acids.
AUGACCACAGAUAUUGACAUUGAAAUAAUCCGUACUUGUUUGUUGAUAUUUGCUGUUAUUGGGAUUUUUGGAAACGUCAAUAUUAUUUGUGCAACUUGGAAGAACAAGACACUUCAACAUAAGUGUGGAAUCAUGCUUGCUAUACUGGCGUGUUGUGAUUCUCUUUGUCUGCUCAAUGAGUUUCAAUCAUUCCUUCGGAUGACUCUAAAACUGGGAGGCACUACAUUAAAAAAUUGCUUCUGGGCAAACUCUUCUUAUGUGUUUAUCGAACCAUUAGAAGUUUAUAUGAUUUUUGUUUUGGCUGUAGAUAGACUCAUUGCUUUAAACUUUGUGGUUUAUUAUCGUACCGUGAAUAGGAACAAAUAUAUUUUAGCUUUGGUUACACCUGGUAUUCUUUUUGGACUUGCAUUUCUUAUUGUAAGCAUGUUGCUACUUAAUAAUUUAAAAGUGGAACCAUGUAUUCUACCAAAUGCUAUGCCAGAAAAUGUCUCAAGCUUCUGGAAUCAAUACAAUUUGUGGGGCGCUAUUGUGACUAUUGUGGUUUAUGUUUAUACGUACUUGGUAGUUUACUGUUGUGCGUUCAAAAACAAAACCGAAAAGAAUAUUAUGAUCCAGAAAGCAAUUCUCAACACAGUUAUUGUGGGUGCCGCGGUGUUCUCCAUAUCAUCAGUGUUAUCUGCAUCGCUAAUUGCAAUUACGAGCAAUAUGAAAAAUCCUCCGUUGGAUCCAGAUACAGUUGCAACUUAUGCUGUUAUUCCAGGACUCGUUUCUUACUCCUGUAAUUUUUAUGUGUACUACUGGCGUAGCACCGAUUACCGUAAUGCUUUCAUCAAACAAUUGUGUUGUGGAAAAGUGUUGACAACUCAAGAGGCAGUGGUUUCUACUAUGUCAGUUUCCAAUACUACAUUUUCCAAGCGAGCAACUCUUCUCUAA